AUGAUGGAUGAUGAGAUGGCGACGUCUUCAAAAAAUGACGAACUGUUUCGUUCUCCAACCGGGCAACAAAAUUAUUACGACAAAUUUGACUCACCUCUUUCCACAAAGCGUGAAAAGAUGCGUGAAAAUUGUGGAAGAAAACCUUGUUCUGUUCCAAGAGCUGUGCGAACGGCUCCACCACUGAGUCGAAUUUAUCCGCGGCGGUUCGCACUCCAGACACCCCAUCAGGUCUCUUUCCGAGGAAUUCCGGAUGAUAACAUUAUUGCUCACAGUCCAAUAUACAACCCCAGUAUUGGUGUGCCGUAUUUCGAGCAGUGUUAUACUAUUGAAAGAAAACUUGGACAGGGUUCAUUUGGAGAGGCCUACGCUGUUUACUGUAAAGAAGACGGUCGACGAUACGCAGUGAAACGUGCAUUGGACGCAUUUCGAAGUUCAGCGGAUCGUACCUUGAAGUUGCGUGAAGUCCAAAAGCAUGAGCUCUUGCCGAAACACAUCAACCUCGUCCAGUUUUACAAGGCCUGGGAAGAGAACGGUCGUUUAUACAUUUUGACGGAGUUAUGUGAAAGAAGUCUGCUCGACUACUGUACGGAACUUCAUACUAUACCGGAACGUGAAAUCUGGAACAUCUUCAUUGAUCUCUUGAAGGACACAACAUACACUCCUGAGGAGGGAGACGCGAAAUACCUAGCGCCUGAAGUCUUGAAUGCGUCUCCUACAAAAGCCGCCGAUGUGUUCAGCAUAGGAAUUACUAUACUCGAGGUCACCACCGACAUAGAUCUGCCUUCUCGCGGCGAUACAUGGCACCAGAUUCGAAGUGGUCACAUACCGGACAGAUUUUUCAAAGGUGUUUCCAAAGAUCUCACUCGUCUCAUCAAAUGGCUGAUGUCACCAGAUCCUGCUUCGCGUCCCACGACAGCUCAAGCUCUAUCGGAUGCUGCAAUCGCUUGCAGAACACCGAUUCGGUCUACCUAUCUCGCGUACCACCAAGUGAUGGUCACAGUCAGCGAACACACCGGUAGCGUUCUGCUUUGGUUAGUGGCACUGGUCCAUCUGCUGGCUAUUCCGUUCCUAAUGUUCUUCGAUGCUCUGCGUAGAAAGAAGAACGAUGUCUGUACAACGCCGUACAAGGGGACUGUGUAUUUCACGGCGCACACUCCAGAGGUGAAUGGAUCCAUACGUCAUAAGCGAAUGUCCCGCUGGGGUGAUGACGAGAGUGACUCAGAAGGCCGUCUAUCCCGACACAGCUUCACGACGUUGAGCCGACGAUUUUUGGAAAUGGACGACCAUCCCAGCAAUGGCGACCCCUUUCCGAGGUACCGACUGAACUUUGAUGAAGACACACCGUCGUCCUCAAGUGAACACAAUAGAGCUGCGCACACUCCACCAGAGAACACUACACCUAUGAGCCGUCUGUCGAAGUCAGAAGGUAAGAGUCGUAGAGCCGAUUCACGAGUGUCAGCUAGUGAAGCCAGUAAGAGGAAGGCAGGAUGUGGGGACUGGUCGCCAACAAACCACGGACGUGUCUUUAAUUCUGAUGACGACUCAUUCGAACGUUCACCAAAGAGUAGAAUGACGAUGUCUUGCCCACCGUAUCAUCAGCCUCUUCGACUUCGAUACCGUAAUCGUCCUAUUCCUCGUCUGGAUUUUUCGCGUGUAGAUGAAUUCCCGGAAAAUUUCUCGUCACCGGCAACUACAACCGAUUCCACGGCGUCGUCGUUGUCAUCUAAUAAUGAAACAAGAUCGCGCUCAAAAGUUUGUAAGCAUAAUCGGAUGAUAUCUAGCACGACAAGCUCCGCUGAAGAAAGUGCCUAG
Molecule: messenger RNA, 1812 nt
Organism: Cooperia oncophora
Lineage: Eukaryota; Metazoa; Nematoda; Chromadorea; Rhabditida; Trichostrongylidae
Source: the annotation of a GenBank genome assembly